UCUAUUGAUAUUUGGUUUUCUUUUCAAUGUAUCUCCUUACCGUGACGCUCUCCUUUGUGCUUGACCGCUGUACAAGUCCAUGUCCAAGUACCAUACUCGUACUCUACUCAUCCUCGGAAAAUAAUCGACCGUUGCCUUGUUGCAGAUCUUGGAUCCACACAUCCACUGUCAUGACAGUUGCCGAAGUGGUGCCGAACUCCUGCCGAGCCACGUGCGGUUCCAUAACAUCGGCCAAUGGUGACGUCAUCACUUUGCUACCAGUACCCGCUGCUCCUGUUAUGAAUGUGUUGAGAAUGAACGUUCGUUCUGCAACGUUUGUAUGCCUUCUUCCAGGAGCUGAUACCACUUCAACGAUCUCAGCAUCUCCAACCCAAGCCUCAUCAACUCUAACCACUCUGCCAUCCCCAUCAAGUCCUAAGAGCCUCUCAUUAACUAAAACAAUCCAAUCAUCUAAAAAAAUCACAUCAGUCUCGACAACGCCGUCAACACCAUCAUCAGGAAAUACAUCAAUAUCUGCACCCUUAUUAACCAUGUCAGCAUUAACAUCAACAGCCGCAACUCUUACUUCAUUAACUACAACAACACAACCGACCCUUACAACAAACACAUCGGCGCUUUCAUCAUUUACAUCAAUCGCGUCAUCUUCAGCGACGUCCUCAACAGCUUCAGGAACACCAACAACCUUAUCAACUAUAUCAACAUCAACAAAUCCAUUAACACUAACAACUCCGACGAAGUCUUGCGCCGAAUCCUGGUCGUACUAUGACGGGUGGUGCUAUGCCUAUUUCAGGGAUCCAGUCAAUUUUGCCACCGCCUUGUGGACGUGUCGGACGAUUGCGGGUUUGGAAGCCGAUUUGGUCUCAAUACACAGUGCCGCUGAGAAUGCGUUCGUCUAUGACUUAUGGGUGAGCUUGGAGGUAUACAUUGGUGCUUUCUUAUGGAUUGGAUACCAUAAACCGACGAAUGCGCCUUUGGAACAACCCUUCGUUUGGACCGACGGGUCACCGGAUGAUUACGACUUGUGGGGACCAACGCAGCCCGACAAUAUUGGAGGAAUCGAAAACUGCGUGUCUUUCUGGGGUGCCGAAGGUGACCCGGUGAAGCUUUGGCACGACGUACCGUGUGAUACUAUCGCUGCCCCCUUCGUAUGCAAGGCAGCUAUCUAA
Messenger RNA from Lytechinus variegatus (green sea urchin), 1166 nucleotides. Its product is annotated as aggrecan core protein-like. Bases 27 to 1166 code for a protein of 379 amino acids. Gene Ontology annotation, molecular function: signaling receptor activity. The record is from RefSeq and is a predicted model, not a curated record. NCBI's taxonomy places the organism in Eukaryota, Metazoa, Echinodermata, Echinoidea, Temnopleuroida, Toxopneustidae. The transcript has 4 exons.